Messenger RNA from Salarias fasciatus (jewelled blenny), 8355 nucleotides. RefSeq names its product fibronectin leucine rich transmembrane protein 2 (gene flrt2). The transcript is spliced from 2 exons. Gene Ontology annotation, molecular function: protein binding. Bases 1163 to 3145 code for a protein of 660 amino acids. The record is from RefSeq and is a predicted model, not a curated record. Lineage: Eukaryota; Metazoa; Chordata; Actinopteri; Blenniiformes; Blenniidae.
GGGAGGGAGAGAGAGGGAGAGAGAGAGAGAGAGCGAGAGGUGAGCGCGGCACACACGUUGCACUAUCAACUGAAUCCAUCUAAGAAAACAACUCGCAGAGAGUCCGGGUUCUGCGCUGCGCAGGCACUGAAGGCAAGUUUGAGCCUCCCUCCCUCCUCCACCUCCUCCUCCUCCUCCUCCACCACCACCUCCUCCUCCUCCUCUUCUUUCCCCAGUGAAACUGCGCACCGGACGGACGCAGCUGGCCGUCAUGGCCCGUGGUGGCGGAUCGGGCGGCGGACACUUCGGAGAGCGGAGACGGGGAGACGCGUCCUCUGCUGCUGCUGCUGCCGGUGCCGCCGCCGCCGCGGCUCUUUCCGCUCUUUACGCGCUGAGUUAAAGCGGAGGAGGCACCUUGGAGCGGGCAGGGAGACGUUUUAUGCACACGGUUAUUUAAGCAGAGAGGGAGAGAGAGAGAAAAAGUGCGGACGGAUCCGGAGCCACGACCCCGGUGCGGGAGAGAUUUGCUGGCACCCAUGCGGGGGAAUACGCCGUUCCGUGGACCCGCCGGGUUUACGCAGCUGAUCGGAACCGACUCGCACCGGCGCCGCCGAGCAGACCUUUACGCACGGGCACACAGCGGGACCGCAUGAAGGACAGAGGCUUACAGAAAGGGGAAAAGUUGAAUGCGGUUGCGGGGUUUGCGAUGGAGAAAGGCUCGCCUCAGGUCUGUGGAUCCAAAUGUCACCCCCCUCGGACUCUGCCCCGGUCGGGGACCAGCAGUGUGUGACGGACAGGCGAGCGGAGCCAGCGGUGGCUCUCUACAGCGUGGCUUCAAAUUGGCCCUGGCUGGGCUCUGCGUGGAGCAGCGAAUGAAGAGUCCUGCUCUGGUCUGAUGUCUCAGCAUGGAUGGAGUCAGUCCGAGGACCGGCCGCCACUAAUGAGACCAUCGCUCUUCAGCUGAGGACGAGCAUUUACAGGAUUACUCCCACGGUUUCCUGCUCUUUUCCCAGCUAACUGCAUCAUUACCCAAACUCUCCUAGGUGGACUUUUCGUGGCUCUGGCUUUUGGUGGAUAUAUAUACGUCAUUGCCUUUCAGAUUUUUGAUUUUUUUCUUUUUUCUUUUUUUUUUUUUUUUUUUUUCAAAUUGUUGGUUUCCCUUUUCCUGUUUUGGUUUUCCAUUAUGGAGUUUCUGGCUGGACCCUGGAAUAAAGAUUGGGCUUCUUUCUUGCAGUUUUGGUUGACUGUCAUCCUGAGCCUCCAGAUGCAGUUCAGCCCGGGCGCCUCGUGCCCGGACGAGUGUCGUUGCGACAAAGGGUUUGUGUACUGCAACGAGCGCAGCCUGACAUCAGUGCCUCUGGGGAUACAGGAGGGCUACAAGGUUCUCUACCUGCACAACAACCAGAUCAACAAUGCCGGCUUCCCUGUGGAACUUCACAAUCUGGAGUCCGUGGAGACGGUGUAUCUCUACGGCAACCAGCUGGACGAGUUCCCUGUUAAUCUGCCCAAAAACACCCGGGUCCUGCACCUCCAGGAGAACAAUAUCCAAACGAUCUCCAGGGCGGCCCUGGCUCAGCUCACUAAGCUCGAGGAGCUGCACCUUGACGAUAACUCCAUCUCCACUGUGGGGGUGGAAGAAGGGGCCUUCAGGGAGGCGCUGAGCCUCAAACUCCUCUUCCUCACCAAGAACCACUUAAGCAGCGUUCCCAUCGGCCUCCCCGAGGACCUGAAGGAGCUGCGGCUGGACGAGAACCGCAUUGCCGUCAUUGCGGAGGAAGCCUUCCAGAAUGUGACACGCCUACAGCGCCUCCUGCUGGACGGGAACCUGCUCACGGACGAGGGCAUCGCGCCGGGGACCUUUCAGGAACUGGCCACCCUCCGAGAGCUGGCCCUGGCCCGCAAUUCUCUGACCUUCCCCCCUCCCCUCCUCCCCAGCCAGUCGCUGGUCAAACUCAGCCUGCAGGAGAACCAGAUCGACCAGAUACCUGUGGCGGCCUUCGCCGACCUGAACAGGCUGGAGAAGCUGGAUAUCUCCACCAACCAGCUGCAGACUCUGACGCAGGGCGUGUUCGACGGCCUGUCCAGCUUGAAGCACCUCAUCGUGCGAAACAACCCCUGGCGCUGCGACUGCGCGGUGAAGUGGGUGGUGGUGUGGCUGCAGUCCCUGCCCUCCUCCAUCAACGCCCGGGGGUUCGUGUGUUCGAGUCCGGAGAAGGUGCGUGGCAUGACAAUCAGAGAGCUCACGCUGGAUGUUAUCGAGUGUCCCGUUUAUCCCGACCAGCCGCCUUGGCCCACCCUUCGCUCCACGCCCCCUCCCCCGCCCACCACCACCGCCAUCACCACCAUGAUUUCCACCCUCAUCACCACAUCUGCCCCUUACUACUUUGAUUCCCCCUCUCCCCCUCUACCACCGAUCCAUAACAACCCCCCUGGGCCCCUGCCCCCCUACGAGGACCCCCUCCAGAUCUCCUUUCAUGUGGUCAACUCCACCAACAUCGAAGUGAGCUGGGCUUCCUAUUUCACCGUCACAGCCUACAAGGUCACUUGGGUCAAAAGGGGCCAAAGCCAAAUAAACGAAGGAAUGCGGGAAAGGACGGUCAGCGGGGACCGGCGGCAGAUCAGCCUCACCAACCUGGAUCCCCGCUCCGUGUACCGGAUCUGCGUGCACGUCCUGGACACCCUGAACUCCUACAGGCCCGGGGAGGAUACUAUAUGCUCCGAAGCCCGGACCAAGGCGCCUGCCUCGACCAAGCCUCCGGGCAGAGAGCAAGCGCCUCAGGACAGCAUCAACUCCACGCUGCUGAUGGCCGGGAUCAUAGGCGGCGCGGUCCUCAUCGUCCUGGUGACGCUGCUCGGCCUGUUCUGCUGGCACGUGCACAGGAAGAGCCGGUCGUCCUCGACCAAGUGGAAAUACAACCGUGGCAGGAGAAAAGACGACUACUGCGAGGCCGGCACCAAGAAGGAUAACUCCAUUCUGGAGAUGACUGAGACCAGUUUCCAGAUUGUGGCGCUGAACAAUGAGCAGCUGCUCAAAGGAGAUUUCCGCAUUCAGCCCAUCUACACGCCCAACGGGGGCAUCGGAUUUAGAGACUGUCACCUCAGUAACAACAGCAUAGCCUACUGCAAGAGCAGCAAUGUGCCCAGUACAGAAUUCUGCCACACGUGAUGCAGCAGCACACAGUACAGUGGCACACACACUCACACACACACACACACACACACUUAUACACUCACUCACACACACACACACACACACACACACACACACACACACACACACACACACACACACACACGUACAUUGUUUGUGUAGACAACAAAAAAAUAUAAAAAUUCUAGUGAAAUAUAACUGUACUAUAUAUAUUUCCAAGUUCUGUCUACGAUGUAAUUUAUACUGUGGAUAAUAAUGUGGGAUUCUCUGCUAUCUUUUUUAUUCCUAGAAAAGAGAUACAAGUGAUUCUUUUUUUAUAACCAGCAGGGUUUUGAAAGUUGUUUUAAUGGUCAGUACUGUACAUGAACAUGGAUUUGUACAAUCACGGCACCCUGGGUGUAGCUUCUGACAAAAAACGCUGUCAGCCUUUUGGAAACGUUGGGGGCGCUUUAGAGGGCUGGGAUCCUUUGCUAACCACAGAAGCAAAAAUACGGGCUUUUUUUUUUUUUCACGCUUUGAAACCCUGCACACCCUCCCCUCCCCGGUACAACAGAACAGCGGUAAAAGACAACACAGCACCGGGGAAAUCCAAACACUGCUGAUUAGAGCGCUGUGGAAAUACAGCACUGGUUCAGCGGUGGCGUGUUGUAAAGGAGAAAAAAAAGAAAAGAAUCGAAGUGCACUUUUUUAAUAAUGGUAGCAGAGGCAGGAAAUGAGCAGAGGUGGUGAUCGCAUGUGAGAGACUGUGGAUGUUGUGCGGGGAGAAUGUCUGCGGCGCUGUUGAAAUUUCCCAAAAGAGCCCUACCACUAAAAGCAUCUUUGUUCUUGUUCGUCUGCAGCGGAACGGAGGUGGGAUUAGUCAAAGGACGCUUUAGCAAGAGUCUGAAAAGGGAUGUGCCUUUUUUCAGAAAAUACAAUUAUGAACAUAGGCUAAAAAGCAACAAAGGAUUAAUGUCUCUAAUGAGGUGCAUGGAUGUGCUGAGACCUCCUUUUGAAGAAAGGCCCUGAUUUGUUCCAGUUCCCUUUGACUCGUGAGUCCACAAGGGGGCAGAUUCCCUCAGUGUGGCGCCGGAGCCAGGGCAGAGAGAUCACUUUACCUCCACCAGUCCCCCGGAGCCCAUUACCCAGACUGCAUUACUCAUGCUCAAACAGCAUUGUGUAGAGUAUUCUUGCUCAUUGAGCUACUUAAUGAUGUGGAAUCAUUUAAAACUAACAGUGCUUUCUGUGUUUGGUGGCUAAAUGAUAUGGAUUUUCACCACUGUGGUCUAUUAUGGGAUGGGAUGUGUGUGUGUGUGUAUGUGUGUGUGUGUGUGUGUGUGUGUGUGUAAGGAGAGCUUGAUGAAUUCUGAGAUGGUUCACAUAUAAUGCUAAUUAUACACCCACUUAUUUCAACCUUGUCGCUGCAUUCAUUAGACUGUAUGAUGAAUUAGGAAAUUACACGAACGAGACCACACACUCCGCCCGUGAUCCCGCGCCGCGCCGCGUCUGGCUGCUCGUCGUUCAUCCUUUUGUCCGGGGCCUGUUUCUCUCACGGUCGUCUCACCUGAACAAUGCACCUGUCUGGAGGUGACCCCCCCCCCCCCCCCCCCCCCCCCCCCCCCCCGCUGUGAGGAUCUGGGUCGAAGCCGUUUCCCCUCCAGCUGGCCCGCCGGCCGCCGUGGCGGCUCUGUGACAGAGAGGUCUUCAUUAUGCACGCCUUCAGAAGACUUGACUUGAUUUGACGAGAUGUGAUUGGAAUUGGAGGGGGCAAGCGUAAAGAAUCUCCCCUGCCUCGCUUCCCUCCCCUUUCUCAUAAUCCCCAACCAAAAAAGGGAGAAAACUAUGUAGCCCUUAUUUUCACUUGGCUGCAUGAAGCUUUCGUCGUCUGGAGGGUUUUUUUUUUUUUUCUUUCUUUUUAACUGGAGCUGCUCUGACUUAUAGUACCCGGCGGAGAACAGAGGCAAGCCAGGCCAAAUGUUUCGAGGAGAAUAGUUUUUCAAGGGCUCGUACUUAUCGUGUUAUCGUCGAGAUUAUCUCUAAGAGGAUUUACCUCAGCAGUCAGAGUAUCUCAAAAGUAGCUGCACUUAAUGUAAUUCCAGCAAUAGCUCUGAUCAUGAUCGCAUGGACUCGAGUUUGAGACGUCCUCAAGUGCUUGGAGCCUGUUCAGGCGUCGCAGAAACACAUCAGAUGAAAUCCAUCGCCUGUCUAAACAAGCCGUUUGGUUUGGUGUCGCGUCCCGAGGUCUUGUCUUCAUAAAGACUGCUGAUAGGUUUCGGAAUGUUUGACUUUUCUUUCUGGUUCAGAUUUAGGGACCAAGAUCCUGAACUAGAUCACCACCAUCUCGGUCCAGAUCAGUUUUAGUUCAUAAGUGUCUUUGUUCUGAUGAUGGGGGAAGAUUUUCCACCACAAAUGUAUAUUUCCAGUAUUUACUUUAAUGUCCACAAUAUUUAAAAGAAAAUGAAAUUAUCCUCCAGGAAUUUAUGAAAACUACAGUUUCUAAAUGUGAAGUUUAAGAGAUUAAUGAUUCUCUAGAUCGGGGGUGUUGAACUCAUUCUAGUUAAGAGGCCUAAUCUGAAUCCUAAUUUCAUCUGGACUUGACUGGCUGGUUAGGUUUAAAGUUAAUUAUGGCACUUUUUCAAUUUUAAGGUUGUUGUGGCACAAAGCAUAUGUGAUGAAAAUAUCUAAAUUUUUAUAAAACCAAGCAAUUUUUAUUGCAAAUUUCUACAAUCUCAACAUAAAUUCAAUUUGUAAUGAAACAUUUGAGGAAAAAUACAGCAAAAUGUCUAUUAUAAAGAGAAAAAUUCUAUAGCAGUUGCAUGUUCAGUGUUUUUACAAACUCCCAAAAACAGAAUGACUGUGAGCCUGGUUUGCUAGCAAUAGCACAGCUAGCUUGUGUGGCAGCAUCACUGAUGGCUCAGAUUUCAGUGUUUUGUUGAGUCCUCAGAAAUUUGUAGUUAAAAAAAAAAACAAACAAACAAAAUCAAUCUUUUCUUUGAAAUGUUUACAGGUGGUUUGUUGGGCCGGAUUGGAGUUUUAGCCCACAGGCCUCAUGUUUGACACCCCUGUUCUUCAGACUGUAUUUGAUUCAAAGACGUUAGCUUCCUAUAAAAUCUGAAAACCGCUCUUGGUUCUUGUCUGUCACAUAGAUUUGGGACUUCAGUCGCCUCCCAAACCUCAUGGUUUUCUCAGAAUAUGUGAUCAGUGUUAUUAGAUCAUCUGUCGUUCAUGUUUCGAUUAAAUCCCUCCAGGUUUAUACGCUAAAUAACUAAAAACACAAUGAACUGAGCAUCUUAUGCUACGUGGUAUUUUCAGUACACAGCAGUAUUUAAAUACUACAAUAUAUGAAUGUAUUUUAUUUGCAGAGUAGAAUCAGCCGUUCGCCAGUCCCUCUAUCCUCAAGCCAAGAUUUAAUCUUUGCCAUGUUAUAAAAUAUUAACGUUGAUAGCUGUUGAGAUCCACAGGUAAUAAGGAGCAUACUUCACCUGCUACUUUGAGUCUUUAGUGUUUAUAUAAAUAUACUGCUACACGUGCACUUUAAGUAUGUUGUACAAUUUGCAUUCGUCAGCCACAACAAAUUCAGUAUUAAUAAUUUAGUUUUAAAUCAAAUUAGUUUCAAGAUUCGUUGCCCUCUUGACACUUUGAUAAUCAGUAAUGUUGUUAAACAUAUUGUUAAAAUCCAGUUGAGCUUCUUUUUCUACAUUUUCUCGGCCAUGUCGACCAAGGCCACUAGAGGGCAGCCAGGAUCAAAUAUCCUGUUGGACUCGACGAUACCUGUAUUUUUGUGACCGACGAGAACCGACAGCUUCUGUGAGCGGAAACCAAAAGAUGCUUAAAGAGCAUCAGAGUAGCUGUUUGAGCUGUUUCAGCUUCAGAUGUCAGAACGGGAACAUGCGAUUUGUCACAGACCAAGCUCCAUUUCUCUGCUUGUUUCCAGCUGAGUGAGACCAGUUUUGGGUUAAAUGAGCUUAAAUUCUUAAGGAAGUCAUUUUCUUCUUUUUGGGUUUUAUGAAUACACGGAACUUCUGUGGUUACCAAAGCAUCUCCACUUUUUAUUUCAAACCUUUUUCUACUAAUAUCCACAUAUCAGCUCACCCAACGCACGCUGUCCAUGGAGACGUGGCGGCCUGUCGCCCGGACCGACCCCGCCGUCGGCCCGCGGCGUGCGGCCCGCUCGCACGCUGCACCGGCUGACCACCAGAACACGUCCACCCGAUCCUCUUCCUUUUCUGUUUGAGACCGAAGCCCUAAUUUCGAGUCGGGUCCCCCGUCUGUGAAUGUGUACCGGAGACAGAUAUUUGCCUUACCAUUUAUGCAGGACUGAAUGAUUAGCCGGGGAGGGACGGGAGGCCGGGGAGGAGGGAGCGGAAGAGAUGAGACGGAAAGCACAGUUUUCUUUUCUCUUUUCAACAAUAGGAGCGCUAACAAGAGGAGGGCGGCUCGGCGCGGUACCUAACGAGCGGGAAUGAAGCCGUUCGGACUGGGAAGGAGCUUCCCUGCUUGUUUUUGCAGCAAACAUUACUCUUAAUUUUUGCUGAGAGUGAGCGGCGGCGGCGGCGCGACCGAGGGAAUUAACACGCAACGUAAUGCAAACUGCAGGAGUGGGUUUAUUACCGAUCCGGGGGAGGGGGGGCCGAGAAGCUCAUCGAUUUCACUUGGGAAAUAAUCGUGUUAAAGCAGUCGACAUGAAAAGAGUCACGUUUUCAUGUUGCAGGCAAACUUUCUGCUGCAGACAUCCUAUUAGCCAGUGAUAUUCAUUGAAGAAUAUUUGCAUGUACUGUAUUAAGCUUCAUAGCCUUUCAUUUUUCUUUUUCUUUUUUUUUUUUUUUCUCUCUCAUACCAAGGUUUGGACUUUGUUUUGUCUUUUCGUUUCCGAGCAAUCACCCAGAAGGUGGUUGAGCUGCAGCGUGAGCGACCAUCCAGAGGUUUGUCUUCAUGUGGUUUUUAGAAGAAGUAGGCUGGAAAUUUACAGUGCAUGUAAAAUGGCUAUGUUGGGAUACUCUGGCCAUCCUGGCUUCUGGCUUCUCAUGGAGACACUGCAGUGUUGCGUUAGCCAUCCACACCCAGACGUUUUCUUAGGAACCAAAGUUGAAAUUUUCUGUUCUCAUGAUGAAAUAUUGAUGUUGUUCCAUGUAUGUGCCUUGAGGUUGAACUUACAAUGUAAAGUCCUUGAAACCUUUAAAUGUUUUUGCACAAACUGUAAAUACUUAAGUGAAGCUUUUUGAAAAUAAAAGAGCCAUUGGAUUUGA